AUGAAUAGUUCAAACUCUAACUAUGAUGGACAUCCUCUCGAUUAUACCAUCAACGGAUACAGAUUUUUCAUUGGGAUAGCAGCUGGUGUGAUCAUGCUAAUUGUUACCAUUGUGGUUUCUUCAUUAUACUGCACUCGUGUCCCAAACCCACCUCGACAAAACAACGACACAGCUGACCAUGAUGACCAUAAUCACCCUGCUGGUGAUAUUGAAAUAGGUCUAGAUGAAGCGAUCCUCGAGAGCUACCCGAAAUUCCAAUAUUCAGAAGCAAAAAUCCAAACCAAGCACACAACUGCCGACAGUUCGUGUUGUUCAAUUUGCUUGGCUGAUUAUAACAACACUGACAUAACUCGGUUACUUCUUGAUUGUCGACAUUUUUUCCAUCAGAUGUGUAUCGAUCCGUGGUUGUUGAAGCAUCCUACUUGUCCUGUAUGUCGAGCAUCACCACUUCCUACACCCCAGAUGACUCCUAUGUCAAAUGUGAUGCCACCUGCAAGAAAUAUAAACUGA
Molecule: messenger RNA, 510 nt
Organism: Papaver somniferum (opium poppy)
Lineage: Eukaryota; Viridiplantae; Streptophyta; Magnoliopsida; Ranunculales; Papaveraceae
Product: RING-H2 finger protein ATL70-like
Exons: 1
Coding region: 1-510 (169 amino acids)
Source: RefSeq, a predicted model, not a curated record